Molecule: messenger RNA, 732 nt
Organism: Paramecium tetraurelia
Lineage: Eukaryota; Ciliophora; Oligohymenophorea; Peniculida; Parameciidae
Exons: 3
Source: RefSeq, a predicted model, not a curated record
AUGAACUAACCAAAUCAUGUAAUUUCAGAGAAUCUCGUGAUUUCAUAACCGCUUUAUGACAACGAUUUAGCUGCCUAAUCUAUUUAUGAUAAAUACCUGAAGGACUGUUCUUUGAUGCCAAUUCGAUUAAUAGAAGAAUCAAAGGAAACAUAAGAAAGGCCAUUUGCAGGAACAAGGCAAAGUAGUUAACAACAAUAGAAUUAAAGAAAUGAGCAAAUCAUUUAAGAAAUUAGUUCUUAAGAAAGAGAAUAAAGAAACCGAAAUCAAUAAUAAAUAUAGUAAGCCAAUUAUUAGUAGGAUCAAUAAUAUUAAAAUAAUCAAAUGAGACAUCCUCAAUAAAAUGUCUAUUAUCAUCAGAGACAAUUUAAUUAAUUCUAAAAUUAUCAUUACGAUUAGCAUCAAUACCAUUAGCAUAGAAGGAACCAAUAAAAUUAUAGAAUGGAAUAAGAAUAUUAUGGCCAUUAAAUGAGGAGAUAAGAAUAAGGAAGAAGAAGGCAGCAGUAACAACCAAAAUAUGGAUUGGAUUAAAACGAGAUAGCAGCUUUGACAGGGCUUCAUGUUGGGAUGAUGAAAACAAGAGAUGUAGUAUUUGCAUUUCAAACUUUGAGGAGAAUGAAAAGAUCAGAUUUUUGCCCUGUUUACAUAGGUUGCGUUGAUUCCUGGUUGGCAUCCAAAGGAUCAUGCCCAUUAUGUAAAAAGUAUGUCCGAUCCUUAGUUUAAUAAUUUUCAUGA